AUGUGUCAAUGGAUCUCCAACAAGAUGGAGAGGAACGCGCGGUGGGUGAACCGAGUCUGGUUCUCAGACGAGGCUCACUUCCACCUGAACGGUGCGGUGAACAACCACAACAACACUUUCUGGGGUAACUCACCACCGGAAGAAGUAACGGAGAAGCAGCUGAAGGGCCCGAAGGUCACUGCCUUCGUGGCCUACUACGCCACUCACGGCCUCCUCGGUCCCUACUGGUUCGAAGAAGAUGGCCGGACCGUCACCAUCAAUGGCGAGCGCUACCGCGAGGUCAUCCGGGAAUUCUACGCGGAUCUGACCGAUAUGCUCACCGAUAACCAACUGCAACAGGCAUGGUUCAUGCAAGACGGAGCUCCGCCUCACACUGCGCGUGAGAGUAUCGAAUGCCUUAAGGAGCUGUUCAACGCUCGCCUCAUGUCUCUCGGCACCGCCCAUGAGUGGGCUCCCCACAGCCCUGAUCUCAACCCGCUAGACUUUUGGCUGUGGGGGGCUGCCAAGGACACUGUGUACGCAGGCAAGCCCAAGACACUGGUCCAGCUUAAGCAGAACGUCGAAAGAUACCUGCAUCAAGUCGGUCCCGAGACUCUGACGAAAGUCGCUGAGAGUUUCCAGGCCAGAAUCAAGGCGUGUCUCAACCGCGGUGGUGCCCAUAUCGAGAACGUGAACUACAAGAAGUUCGCGUAA
Molecule: messenger RNA, 693 nt
Organism: Amphibalanus amphitrite
Lineage: Eukaryota; Metazoa; Arthropoda; Thecostraca; Balanomorpha; Balanidae
Exons: 1
Coding region: 1-693 (230 amino acids)
Molecular function (GO): nucleic acid binding
Source: RefSeq, a predicted model, not a curated record